This is a messenger RNA of Aspergillus luchuensis, 570 nucleotides long. RefSeq names its product cupin domain-containing protein. The record is from RefSeq and is a predicted model, not a curated record. Bases 1 to 570 code for a protein of 189 amino acids. Lineage: Eukaryota; Fungi; Ascomycota; Eurotiomycetes; Eurotiales; Aspergillaceae. The transcript has 2 exons.
AUGGAAGACACCGGCCCUAUUACCCAAUUCCCAGCUGACGGCCUCCGCGCCUCGAAGCGGCUCAUCACGUCCCACAAUUCCGAGGGCAAAGGCGUCUUCAUCACCGAGGACCACGGUGACCACCACAAGAUCAUGGUCCGCGGCAAAGGCGUAGCCAACAUCAUCUACAGCACCAAGGGCAACCCGGUAGACAUGACCGAUGACGCGGACGUCAAGUUCGCCAAAGAAAACGAGCCUCCCCUGCACAUCCCCAACGGCUCAGUCGUCCGUCUCAUUGACUUUGCCCCCGGCGUCGAAUCGCCCAUGCACCGCGCCGUCUCCCUGGACUAUGGCAUUGUUGUCGAGGGCGAAGUGGAGAUUACCCUGGACAGUGGCGAGUCCAAAAUCAUGAAACCGGGCGAUAUCUCGGUGCAGCGCGCUACGAUGCACAAGUGGCGGAAUGUGUCCGAUACGAAGCCCGCUCGCGUGGUGUUUAUUUUGUUGGACUGCUUGCCAUAUUCGGUAAAUGGGGUGCAGAUGACGGAGGAUUUGGGCGAUUUGGCUGGUGAAUAUGCUAAGAGGGAGGAAUGA